Capsella rubella is the source of this 2041-nucleotide messenger RNA. RefSeq names its product BEL1-like homeodomain protein 8. The record is from RefSeq and is a predicted model, not a curated record. NCBI's taxonomy places the organism in Eukaryota, Viridiplantae, Streptophyta, Magnoliopsida, Brassicales, Brassicaceae. The transcript is spliced from 5 exons. The coding region runs from base 129 to 1961 and encodes 610 amino acids. Gene Ontology annotation, molecular function: DNA-binding transcription factor activity, RNA polymerase II-specific; RNA polymerase II cis-regulatory region sequence-specific DNA binding. Gene Ontology annotation, biological process: regulation of transcription by RNA polymerase II.
ACAGCUUUACGCAAAUCAUCAUUAUUAUUUCUCGAUCUCUCUCUCCCACCGUUUGUUCACAUACUUUUCUAAACUCACCAGCUCCGACGAGUGCUCCGGCUACCUUUUGAUCGAGAAGUUUUAAAGAGAUGGAUAUGAUAAAACCAGACUUGCAUGUAGCACAACAAAUCCGGAGAGAUAAGUUUAGAGUUGAGCAGAUGAAUGAUUUUUCCAACACUUGGGGUCAUGACCAUCAGAACAUCAGAAUUCCCAACAACCUUGAUUUGAUUGGUAUCUUGCAGAACCAGAUCCCUGUACCGGUUCAAACCGAUCUCUAUCAAGAUUCUACCACAACCUUCAUGAACAUGCCUCAGUCGAUACAUAGAGGUCACCCACAAGGCUCUAGUAACUGGAGAAGCUGUGAUUUGUCACAACCGAGAUCUGAGGUUGGAGAUUUCUUUUCAAAUCAUUUCAGUUCUCGAAACCAAAUAUUAGACCGUCCUCUUUAUGUUGGCCGAGACACUAUUGCUCAGUCUAGCAUGACAUCAAGAAGUGAAGUUCCUUGUCUCAAGGAUAAUCAAAAGGGUUCUGUAACCUUUCUUGGCCAAAACAAUCUCGAGAAUAUAGUCACGGUGGCUUGUUCUGGUACUGGUAAUGAGACUUCAAAGAGCACUUAUGACCGAGGUACUCUAUCUGGAAGCUACCGAGGAGAACUUAUGUUUCUCCCAGGUUUGGAGAAUCAUUCAGUUGCGCAUAAUGCAAGCCAAUGGAACCAUAGGUCGAGUUGUAAAGAGCCAAUGAAUUUUUCUGCCACUUCUCAUACUAACAAGAAAGGCUUUUCACUCUCACUUUCGUCUGAAGUAACUCCUUUUAGAGAUAGUGGAGAUGUGGCUGUUUUGUCUAUGAUGAAUAUGAACGGUCCGCUCGGUCCUUUCACGGGAUAUGCAUCUAUUCUAAAGAGCUCGAGGUUCUUGGAGCCUGCUCAGAAUAUGUUAGAAGAUUUCUGUAUCUCUAAUGCUUUGAGGACUAUUAGUGGAAGCGAAUCUACUUCCAUGGAUAAUGACGACUCGUCGGAAAUUUUAUCUUCGACAAAUCACGCUGUUGACGGUUUUAGUAGUAGUUCGUCUGAGGCAUUAGAGCCCAAGAAUAGACUAAAGAGAGCAAAGCUUCUCGUUCUACAAGAAGAGGUUUGCAAGAUGUACAAAUUAUACAACCAUCAGUUGCAAACAGUUGUGUCUUCCUUCGACUCAGUCGCUGGCCUAAACACUGCAGCACCGUAUAUCUCUUUGGCUCUCAAACAGAUUUCAAGAAGUUUCAAGGCCCUUAGAACCGCAAUCUCGGAACAGCUGAAGCAAAUCUCAAGUACUCAAGACUCCUCAAGCGGUGACAACAACAUAUUCCAGAAGCAACAAAGAUCUUUGAUUGGUAACAAUGUCGAUUUCGAAUCUCAACAACAACAACAACAUAUUUGGAGGCCUCAAAGGGGAUUGCCCGAACGCGCAGUCGCUGCUCUCCGAGCAUGGCUCUUUGACCACUUUCUUCAUCCGUACCCCACUGAUUCUGAUAAGCAGAUGCUAGCCACUCAAACCAGUCUCUCUCGUAACCAGGUAUCAAAUUGGUUCAUAAAUGCACGCGUGCGAUUAUGGAAACCGAUGGUGGAGGAAAUACACAUGCUUGAGACCAAAGUCAUAAAAAGUAAGGAUUCUAUUUACAACAUGGAGCAAUCAUCAAUCAGGCCAAAUAUUCUUAGCAGUCUUCCAAACCGUAAACAAACGUUAAAGGACCUAUCCGGGUCAAAACGGCCAAGGGUAGACUAUGUUUGUGACAGUGGCAUGAACAUGAUGGGGUUCAAUAGAGGGCUAGGGAACGUGUCACUCACGUUAGGGCUUAUGCAUGGUGUGGAUAAUGUAAUCCAAACGCGGACGUCGCAGGAUCAUGAUCAUCAGAUUGGAACUGGAGGUCAGAUGUUUCAUGACUUUUGAGGGUUGAAACAUGUUUGUGUUUUUUGUUUCACUUAUGUGUUUGGGUCCAAAGUUAAAGACAUGUAGACAAAACAUGUUUG